AUGCUAAAUGCCUUAAUUUGGGACGGUUUACUAAACGAAGGCUAUUAUACUCAUGGUGCUUCAUUUGGAGAUUUCCCAUUUCACAUGAACAUCAUUAGCUCGUUUGUAUACGGAUGCAAUAAGAACAGAAAGCAUCUUUUCGAUUUAGUAUCUCCUUUCUACGCCCACAAAGAAUUAGCUUAUCCUUUCAUUCCGAACUACUAUUCAUCAGUAUUGAUAUCAUGCUAUGGUGUAUCAAUACAUGAUGCAACAGUAUUCCCUUCGAUCCCAGUUUCCAUAGCUUUAUACAUAAUUUUAGUAGAUUUAAUUUUUGAAUUCACAAAAAGCGAAUUCGCAGCCAUUAUAGGCGUAUAUCUUUUUACAUAUAAUGGAGGAAUGGGUUUCACACACUUCUUCUACGAAAAAUACAGACAAUCUUGGUUUAUUGAUUAUGUUCAUUAUUGGGACGAUGAUUGGAAAGAAUUUUGGCUCCAAGCAGUUUCUCAUGUUCUAUUGCCUCAGCGCGCAUCAUUGUUUUCGAUGCCAAUUGCAUGGUCAGUGAUUUUGAUUCUUAUGAGAUGCAAUGAAAGGGGAUCUGCCACAGAAUUCAUUGCUGCUGGACUUCUUGUAGCUCUUCUACCACAAAUUCAUCCUCAUUCUAUCAUUGCUUUGGCUCAAUGGGGAGUUGUUUUUGCAUUAAUCACUUUUCCAUACAAAAAGGUAGAAAAAAUGCCAAGAUUUAUAAUGAGAUAUAUGUGUCUUGGCAUAACAGCUAUAGUAUUUGGUGCAUUUCAAUGUAUUCCUUUGAUUGGACGUUCAACUCAAAAUGAUUUCAUGAAAAUACAGCCAAUCAAUAGAGGAGAGUUCGAAAAAGAUAUCAUUACGCUAUGGUGUCGAGGAUUAGGACCAUUUAUUGUAAUGGCUUUGAUUCAUUCUCCAUUGAUUUUAAAUAAGACUCAGUGGAAGUUUUAUAUUCCUUCUAUUGUUGUUUUCCUAUUGGGAAAUAUUAUAUACUAUCAGCCAUGGGCGUUAGAUAAUACAAAAGUCUUUUAUGCGGCUUUUAUUCCUUUGGCUACUGCAUCGGUGUCACUUUUUAUGAAAAAACUGACAAAAUUUGGAUUUUUGGGAGUUGUUACUUUUAUUGUUUUAUUCAUGUUUAGUAUAUUUUCAGGCAUUUUGUCUGUUUAUGUGACAUGGAAAACGAGAUCUAUUGAAUGGGACAUUUAUGCAGCUUCCUACAACUCUGCCAACUUUAUUAUCAACAACACCCCACCUGAUUCUAUCUGGAUAUCUGAUAAUCAGCAUCAGAAUCCCAUUGUAACAUUGGCUGGUCGUCAAAUUUUCGUCGGAUACAUAGGAUGGCUGAUGAAUCAUGGUUUAGAUUUCGAAAGUCGGCAAGAAAUAAUGAAUAGAUUGGUUGAUAAUCCAGAAGAUACAACAGAAAUUGAUGAAUUCAACAUUACUUACGUAGGAGUUAGAUAUUCAGAUCCUGAGUAUCCAUUUUAUCCUCCUGAUAAUUCUACAAAGUGGAGCCAUAUAUAUAGCUCAGUAGCUUUCGAUAUUUGGCAGAGAACAUCUGAAAAAUAA
Messenger RNA from Trichomonas vaginalis G3, 1566 nucleotides. RefSeq lists its product as uncharacterized. The record is from RefSeq and is a predicted model, not a curated record. NCBI's taxonomy places the organism in Eukaryota, Parabasalia, Trichomonadida, Trichomonadidae. Bases 1 to 1566 code for a protein of 521 amino acids. The transcript has a single exon.